AUGAAGCAGCAACACGCCAAACUUGCAGAUUCUUCCAUUGAUAACUUGGUUAAUGGCGUCUCAAGCAGUAUUGUGAAAGAGCCUGUCAUGAUUGAUGCAACGGAUGUGCACGCUGGAGACGUGGAGUCGAAGGCCGCAUCUAAACACACGUCGUCCGAUUUAUAUUCAGGAUACCCCCCCUCAAACUUCUGGAAUUCCUAUAUAAUGAGAUUGUUCCCAGGAUGGCCAGAUCAUCAAACCCUAGCUGAUUACGGCUUCUCUCUCUUUCUUGUAUUUCUUCUGGCUUUCACUGCAGAGUUUUGUUCAUUAUAUCCAAUUCAGAAGCACAUUGAUUCAAAGGUUGCAUUGUUGAAUCAUGCCGGAAUGCGAGCCCUUAAGAUGUUUAUGUCUUAUUUGGCCGUCGUAGCUGUCAUCACCACCGAUUUCGUGUUUUUCCUGGCCGCCGUCGCUGGCCACGGAGUUGGAAAUUUUGUUGGGAAAAUGUAUCAGUAUCAGAUUGAAGAGGCCAUGGCUGCAUUACAAAGUGAAGAUAGCUUCGAAGUUACAAAAGUUUGA
Fraxinus pennsylvanica is the source of this 555-nucleotide messenger RNA. Lineage: Eukaryota; Viridiplantae; Streptophyta; Magnoliopsida; Lamiales; Oleaceae. The record is from the annotation of a GenBank genome assembly.